This is a messenger RNA of Arxiozyma heterogenica, 483 nucleotides long. It is a transcript of the gene CWC21, whose product is annotated as U2-type spliceosomal complex subunit CWC21. Lineage: Eukaryota; Fungi; Ascomycota; Saccharomycetes; Saccharomycetales; Saccharomycetaceae. Bases 1 to 483 code for a protein of 160 amino acids. The record is from RefSeq and is a predicted model, not a curated record. The transcript has a single exon.
AUGUCUUAUAAUGGUAUUGGUUUGAAAUCUGCCAAAGGUUCAUCUACAUCGGGACACAUACAAAAAUCAUUAGCAAGUAAUGAUGAAAGGAUAUCUCUAUUGAAUUACAAAGCAAGAAAGUUGCAGAAACAGAGGAAUACUGUUAAAGAAGACAAUGACAAUAAUCGUAUUAAAAAGAUAUCACAAUUGAAAACAACAAAGAAUGGAAAUUUCAUCAAGCAAAUUCACAAUUCUAUGGCCAAGCAUUUAUCUAAAAGAGAAAUUGAACUUAGAGUAUCUGAAUUAAGAGAUUGUUUAGAAGAUGGUAGAGAAAGCAAUAGCAAGAAGACGAAACUAACCGAUAGUGAAAUAGAUCAAAGAUGCAAUGCCUUAAGAGAGGAAUUGGUUAAGGAAAAACAGGAAAGAGUUCAAUUGUUGAAUAGAUAUAGAAGUAGAAAAAAUAGGCUCGAUCAACAGAUAGAUAAAGAUGGUGGAUUUAGGUAA